AUGGAGGAGGGAGGGGCGGGGGAGAGCGAGGGAGGUGCUGUUUGUGUUCGUAUAUAUGUGUAGCCGCCGGCAGUCGUUCACCCAACAAAACAUAGCAAAGACAGCCCGAGAGCAAGUUGAUCGCUUGUCAUGGAGCUUCAAAAGGCCUUCUGCAUGAAUGGCGGAUCCGGUGACUUGAGCUAUGCCAGGAACUGCACCAUACAAAGCGUGAUAGUGUCGUCGACGAAGGCCGUUCGAGUGGACGCGGUCGUGGAGUUCUACUCCACCUUCUUCCCUGAGAACAUGAUCAUCGCGGAACUAGGCUGCUCAUCGGGGCCGAACGCGCUGUUCUCUGCCUUCGACAUGAUGGAGGCGGUCGAGCAAAGGUGCCUUCAGCUCCGACGCUCGCCCCCGGAGUUCCACUUGCUCCUCAACGACCUGCCUGCGAACGACUUCAACACCAUCUUUAGGUCGCUGCCCGAGUUCUACCAGCAGAGGAGGAGGAUGGAGAGUUCCGGGUGCGGGCAGUUCUUCGUGUCAGGAGUACCUGGGUCGUUUUACGGGCGCCUGUUCCCGAGCAGGACCUUGCACUUUGUCCACUCCUCGUCGAGCCUUCAUUGGCUCUCUCAGGUUCCUCUCGAGCUUCAAGAUAAAUCUAAUGCACCGAUGAACAAAGGAAAGAUCUACCUUUCCAAGACCAGCCCUAAUUGCGUUGCAGAAGCAUACCUGAUGCAGUUUCGGAAGGACUUCUCAUUGUUUCUCAAGUGCCGCGCCAAAGAAAUAGUUGCAGGAGGCCACAUGGUGUUAACAUUGAUGGGCAGGACGAGAGGGUCCGAGCCGUCGUGGCCAGAGUACAGCUACAUGUGGGAACUACUAGGAGAGGCUCUCAUGGACAUGGCCUCACAGGGAAUCAUCGAAGAGGAGAAGGUGGAUUCCUUCAACGCCCCCUACUUCUCACCCUCUUUGGAGGAGGUUAAACAAGAGAUCGAAAGAGAAGGGUCAUUCUCCAUCAGAACACUGGAUCUCUUCGAAGCGAGUUGGGAUGCAGCCCACGGCAGCCAACAGACUAAGCAGGAGGCGGCCGCGCUCGGCGAGAUCACUCAUGCAAAACGCAUGGCCAAGGGGGUCAGAGCCGUGCUGGAGUCCAUGCUGGAGAGCCACUUCGGAGAAGGCAUAAUGGAAGAGCUGUUCUCGAGGUACACUAGCUUGUUGGAGGGCUACUACUCCAAAAACAAACCUCAGGUGACCAACAUAGUGAUCGCCUUGACAAGAAAGUUGGAGGAGGAGAACAUAUUACGAGUUUCUGUAUUUUGAGUUAUCAUCACCAAGAAGGGUCUCAAGUUCCAUUACUUAUCUGCCACAUUUAGAUUGUACAAACCUUGGUAAUGUGAAACGAGGAAGAAGUUUGGUU
Molecule: messenger RNA, 1390 nt
Organism: Musa acuminata AAA Group (dessert banana)
Lineage: Eukaryota; Viridiplantae; Streptophyta; Magnoliopsida; Zingiberales; Musaceae
Product: probable jasmonic acid carboxyl methyltransferase 2
Exons: 4
Coding region: 130-1293 (387 amino acids)
Biological process (GO): methylation
Molecular function (GO): S-adenosylmethionine-dependent methyltransferase activity
Source: RefSeq, a predicted model, not a curated record